Molecule: messenger RNA, 525 nt
Organism: Staurois parvus
Lineage: Eukaryota; Metazoa; Chordata; Amphibia; Anura; Ranidae
Source: the annotation of a GenBank genome assembly
GGGGCAGCAGGGCACCGGGCCCCCGGGCGGGGCGGCAGGCACCGGGCCCCCGGGCUGGGGGCGGCAGGCACCGGCCCCCCCGGGCGGGCGGCAGGCACCGGGCCCCCAGGCGGGGCGACAGGGCACCGUGCCCCCAGGCGGGGCGACAGGCACCGUGCCCCCAUGGGCGAGCGGCGGGCGCCGGACCCCCAGGCGGAGCGACAGGGUCUCGGGCCCUCAGGCGGAGCGGCGGGCGCCGGACCCCCAGGCGGAGCGACAGGUCUCGGGCCCUCAGGUGAGCGGGCGGGCGCCGGACUGCCCCCAGGAGGAGCGACAGGUCUCCGGGCCCUCGGCGGAGCGUCGGGCGCCGGACCACCCCCCAGGUGGAGCGACAGGUCUCGGGCCCUCAGGCGGAGCGGCAGGGCCCGGACCCCCAGAGCGGAGCGACAGGUCUCGGGCCCCAUAGCGGAGCGGCGGGCGCCGAGGACCCCCAGGAGGAGCGACAGGUCUCGGGCCCUCAGGCGGAGCGGCGGGCUGGGCCGGACC